UAGUCUUACAACAACAUUUUAUUUAUUUUCAACACUUUUUGACAUAACUACACAUCAUCCUUCACAGACCAUGCCGUCCGCGUGCGAUUCUUUGAUAGAUGAUAUUGAGGAUAUGGUGUCCACGCAUGACGCCACUCCGCACGAGCGACAGUUCGCCAAGAAGAACGUCGUUCCCCGGGCUCGGCGACGAAAACAGCAGCAAACCACAGAGGAGCUGCAAGCGGACAGCGUGAUUCCCGGGACGCAGAAGAUCUGGGUGAGGACCUGGGGCUGUUCCCAUAACAACUCGGACGGGGAGUACAUGGCGGGACAGCUGGCUGCCAGCGGCUACAGCAUGACCGAGAAUGCUGCAGAGGCUGAUCUUUGGCUGCUCAACAGUUGUACUGUGAAGAAUCCAGCGGAGGACCACUUUAGAAACUCCAUCAAGAAGGCCCAGGAGCAGAAUAAGAAGGUGGUCGUGGCAGGAUGUGUCCCUCAGGCCCAGCCGAGGAUGGAUUACCUCAAAGGCCUGAGCAUCAUCGGGGUCCAGCAGAUUGAUCGUGUUGUGGAGGUGGUUGAUGAGGCUAUCAAAGGUCACUCCGUGCGUCUGCUGGGUCAGAAGAAGGAUAAUGGGAAGCGUCUGGGGGGGGCGCGAUUGGAUUUGCCGAAGAUUAGGAAGAACCCACUGAUAGAAAUCAUUUCUAUCAAUACAGGAUGUUUAAAUGCCUGUACAUACUGUAAGACGAAACAUGCGCGUGGGGACCUAGCCAGCUAUGCCAUAGAGGAGCUCGUGGAGAGAGCUAGACAGUCUUUUCAAGAGGGCGUGUGUGAGAUCUGGCUGACCAGCGAGGACACGGGAGCCUAUGGCAAAGACAUUGGCACGGAUCUGCCCUCUCUGCUCUGGGAACUGGUGAAGGAGAUACCCGAAGGUGCCAUGCUCCGACUGGGCAUGACCAACCCACCGUACAUCCUGGAGCACCUGGAGGAAAUGGCCAAGAUUCUCAAUCAUCCCAGAGUCUACGCCUUCCUGCAUGUCCCCGUCCAAUCAGCCUCUGACAGUGUCCUGAUGGACAUGAAGAGAGAGUACUGCGUGAAUGACUUCAAACACGUCGUCGACUUCUUAAAAGACAGGGUUCCAGGCAUCACCAUUGCCACAGACAUCAUCUGCGGGUUCCCCGGGGAGACGGACGAGGAUUUUCAGGAGACGAUGGAGUUAGUGAGACAGUACCGCUUCCCAAGCCUCUUCAUCAACCAGUUCUACCCGCGACCCGGCACCCCUGCCGCUAAGAUGGAGCAGGUCCCGGCCCAAGUGAAAAAACGAAGAACCAAAGAACUGUCUGCCCUGUUUCACUCCUACAACCCUUACGACCACAAGGUUGGCGAAAGACAACACGUGCUGGUCACGGAGGAAUCGUUCGACGCCCAGUAUUACGUCGCCCACAACAAAUUUUACGAACAGGUCCUGGUGCCCAAGAAGGCAGAAUUCAAAGGUAAAAUGAUUGAAGUGGACAUCUACGAGGCCGGGAAACACUACAUGAAAGGUCGUCCCGUGGAUGAAUCCAGAAUCUUCACGCCAUCCAUUGCAGAACCUCUGCGAAAGGGAGAAGUGUCUGGACUCACUCAGGAAUUGAAAAGGACCAGUGGGAACGGUUCACUGGGGGCCGGUGCAGCGCUGACGGUCGGCCCGUGGAGUUUCGACAGGGAGGGACUGAAGUUCCUGUCUGUAGGCCUGGCCCUGCUGGCCGUCGUGAUGGCGUUGGUCGUCGACAGGCUUCUCUGACGGAGCGACGGGAGGACGGGACGCCGAUAGAGGCCCCCGCGGCACGGGCCCCGGCUCUUUCUCUCUCUCUCUCUCUCUCUCUCUCUGUCGGAAAGGAUUCAAAACCUCCAGCCUCUGCGGAAGCAUGGAAGCAACAGGAAUCAGGAGAAAACGUUUUUAAAGACAGUGGAGUGGGGAGUGUUUAAAUUCACAAAGACUUUACAGUUUGUCAUGAACUGAUACAAAAAAAACAAAACAAAAACAACAACAACAACCCUGGGAUUUUAGUAUUUAUUUUUCAAUGCAGAUAUAAAUAUGAUUUCAAAAUGGGACUGUAAGGUC
Messenger RNA from Chanos chanos (milkfish), 2080 nucleotides. It is a transcript of the gene cdkal1, whose product is annotated as CDK5 regulatory subunit associated protein 1-like 1. Gene Ontology annotation, cellular component: endoplasmic reticulum. The transcript is spliced from 15 exons. The coding region runs from base 71 to 1759 and encodes 562 amino acids. The record is from RefSeq and is a predicted model, not a curated record. Gene Ontology annotation, biological process: tRNA methylthiolation. Lineage: Eukaryota; Metazoa; Chordata; Actinopteri; Gonorynchiformes; Chanidae. Gene Ontology annotation, molecular function: tRNA (N(6)-L-threonylcarbamoyladenosine(37)-C(2))-methylthiotransferase activity; 4 iron, 4 sulfur cluster binding.